AUGAAUACAAAUUCUGCCUCUGGUGUUAUGGACGAAAAAUGGCUGGAUAGGAUAGGUGUAGAGCUUGAACACCCAGGCAUGUUGAUAGUGCAGAGAUUAAGCAUUGGAUGCACUUUGACGAAAUUAAAGUUGGAAUUCGAAGCAUUGCUUCAGGCUGCAGAAAAUCGUGGUUCAGACCUAAUAGAAUCUUCACUCCAGCACACUACGCCACUGCAAAAGCACGUACAAAGUACAUCCAAACAAUUGCAGUCGGUUAGCACACGACUUUCGACAACAGCAAGCCAGAUUAAAGGUGUUACUGGUAAACUUGAAAAAUUGGAACGUACAAUUUCAAGAUUAUUGGAUACAAAAAGGAAGUUAAGUGCUGUGAAAAGUGUAAUCUCAUCAAUAUUAUUUACAACGCGCCAUUUCAUUGAUAUUUGCAGUGAACUUAAGGAUCAGAUAGAAGAUAAUGACAGCGAUAAGUAUCAUAAUAAUACUUUAUCACCAUACUCAUAUAUAUAUACUACCCCCUAUUAUAUAAAUGAUGCAAAUUCCCUAAAUUUGGCGGGUUCAAGAACAAAUGUGAACUCUGGGAAAACAUUCAAUUUGUCAAAUGUGGAAUAUUUGAGGGUCAUUGCAAUUGAAAUAGGCAAGAGUAGGCAAAGUAUUCAGGAAUUGAAGAAUGUUAACGACAAUUUGCAAGAAAUUUUAUUACCAAAUACUAGUACUGCCACAAUCGUGGUAGCUGAUGAUGAUAUAAUUACUACUGCGAUAGGUCAAUUGUGUGAAUCAUUAAACAACUUGGAACAGUUUUCAGAUUGGUCAAUAAAAAUUAUGUUAGAAAUGGUACAAAAAUCAUUAAAAUCAAAAAUAAUAAGAGUUGAUAAUUUUGGUAAGAACAAUGUUACAGAUUCCAAUGAUUUAAACAAUUUCUUGAAUUUGUUAAAGUGCUACUACGCAUUAUCGCCAAAAAAAUCAAUGCCCACCUUCCUUACUUUAUUUCAUGAUAUUAUUGAAAAGUGUUUAGGAAGUACAGCAGCUUUAGAUGCUGGACCGGAGGAGCAAUUUAACGAAUUCCAAAAAUUUGCCGAAAAUAUACUUUUAGAAUUAAAUGGCGGAUCGGUUAAUAAAUUUUUGGAUAAAUUGGCCACUUAUGAAGGCUCAGAAGUCAUGGUUUGCGAUUUGGCUUCGAUAUUGGGUAAUCAAAUAUUCAGCACAAUUGAACGGCACUUUCGGUACAUAUUUGCCCCUGUAUAUAAGGAACCAUUCUUAAAGGCUGUUGGAACUAUUGUAAAGUUACUAGAUUCAGUAGAGGCACUAGCUGGCCCUUCAUCAAUUGCAAUCUGGAGGGGCACCGAUAUCCCUAAAUCAGUUGCAAAUGCCCUUUGCAUAUCGCCACUUUUACAAUCUCUGACAAAUAGCAUAAUUGAGAGGAUGCAUAACCAAACACUACACGACAGCAUAUCACCGCAGGAUAUUGUGGAUGUUUUAAAUGAUCAUGAAAUGAAACUAUAUUUAAGUACCUCUGACGAGUUGAUUAGGGGAUGCAUGCAGAUAACAGAAACACUCCGGUUUUUCGAAUAUUACCCAUUGAUGGCACGAGUAAUUUCAGACUUGAUCCAACUAUAUACGAGCCAUUUGCGUUCGUUUGUUUUCUGGGAGAGAGAGAUGAAGGAGUGCCAGGUUGACGGUGAUGAAACAUGGCCUCAGGGCAUAACUCCUUCUCACGCAGUAUAUCUUCUGUCAGAUUUGAAGGAAUUGACUCAUUUAUUUGCUAAAAAUGGCAAAAUAUCUAAUGCCCUACUCUCUCACAUUGAAUAUCCAAAGUCCGUACUACAGAAGAUUAAACAAAUGAGCACAGAUGCCAAGUCCCAAGAGACAACAAUUCCUAUUAGCGAGUUUGUCGAUCAGCUUACUUCAAUUUCAUAUUCUUUCCUUGAAGAGGCUGUUUCUACCCUGGAUAAAGUAUCUACUGAAUUAGUGGAAUAUGUAUCAGAUGAAAUCUUCCAGAAUUGUAGCGUCACUUUUCAGUUCAUAAAAACGCUGCCUUCCCAAUUUAGAUUAGCAAACUGCAUCAAACCAACCGCACCUAGUUCUUUCGUUUCAUUCAUCAUGGUACCACUCAGUUCAUUCGUCGACUUUGCCAUAUCCAUCAACAAAGAAGUUCUCGAGAUAAUUUUGGACAUAACAAUUAAAAAAGUGGCCAAGGAUUACGACAGGGAAUUGGAUGAUAUUGUAGAGGCUGCAUUGCGCCAAAACGAAAGUUUGAAAUUUAAGUUUAAAUCAGAGAUGACUAUUACUACAAACAUUGAUUUGCUUAAGACACAAAUUUCAUUGGAUGUACGUGAAUUUGUUAAGUUGGUUGGGAAUAUUUAUCAGAAUGGGGAUAAUUUUGCUUCAUUUUCUGAGAGUUUGGAGUGUCUAAACAAAUGGAUUAUCAAUGAUGAUAAUGAAUAA
This is a messenger RNA of Babesia microti strain RI, 2439 nucleotides long. RefSeq lists its product as hypothetical. Lineage: Eukaryota; Apicomplexa; Aconoidasida; Piroplasmida; Babesiidae. The record is from RefSeq and is a predicted model, not a curated record. Gene Ontology annotation, biological process: intra-Golgi vesicle-mediated transport; protein transport; Golgi organization. The transcript has 2 exons. Bases 1 to 2439 code for a protein of 812 amino acids. Gene Ontology annotation, cellular component: COG complex; membrane.